This is a messenger RNA of Yarrowia lipolytica CLIB122, 1725 nucleotides long. RefSeq lists its product as uncharacterized. The record is from RefSeq and is a predicted model, not a curated record. NCBI's taxonomy places the organism in Eukaryota, Fungi, Ascomycota, Dipodascomycetes, Dipodascales.
AUGUCCAACCAGACUCAAAUGAGCAAACGGUCACCGUCGAUUCUGGUGACCGAUGUGCGGACUAACCCCGUGCGGCCGGCGCCGUUUGCAGGCGGCCGGCGCCAGUCCUUCUCGAAACGGCCCAAAUCGAAAGGAAACAAGUUCAGCAACAUUAGUGUGUCUGGACUGUUGGACGGAGCUCCAGCAAAGCGACUGCAACACGACUACCAGAGCACGGUGCAAAAGGCGCGAGGCAUCCCACAGCGAACGUCGAAACAGUCGCAAAAACUGGUUUUGAUCCCAGACGAGUCGCCGUCCUACGACGACGAUGAUGAAGACGCUUACGGAGUGCCCAUCCCCGGAAAGCUGAAGGGACACGAGCUGUUCGACCUCAACACAGACGCAGAUGCUUACGACGAGGCCAACGCCAAGGUGUAUGUCACAGAUGUGCCCAGACGAAGUAUAGCCGAGCGAAUGAGCAAAGAUGCGCGAGAUGCAAAGCUCCCACGAGUCACAGCCUACUGCACUGCCGAAGGGUAUAGACUCAAAGCCACGGCCGAGUUUCUGCAGGAAAAUCAUGAAAUUCGACCGCGAAUCUACGACGAAGCGCUAUUUGCGCCCUACUACCUGCCUCUUCUGCCUGGAGAAGACGGUUGCCGGGUCAGAAGCUCCCCCCCUUUAAGAAACGCAGUGGGAGAGUCUCUUAUGGAGACCCUGAUUGAGACGUCGGAGAACACAGACCAUCAUUUUGAGUAUUACGGAGCCGACGGAGAGGAGCCGACGGACUUUUCACCUAAAGAUGCCCCCAUACCCCUGAAAGAAGAGUCCACUUCUCCGGAGUCCUUGUCUGAACCUCAACCUGGAAGUUCAAACGAUACACAUAAAUCAGACGCUCCACCACCCACUACGAAACGUCUACCCACUCUCCCGGACCUCAAGCGACACGCAGAACUGUUCAUCUUUUCGUACGGAGUGGCAGUGUUCUGGAACUUCACCGAAGCGCAGGAAAAGGAGAUUCUGGCCGACCUCGUGUUUGCCUCGGAGGAGAGAAAGGAAGAAGGUUCAGGCAGCGUCGACGAGGACUACGAGGAGGAAUUCUCACACAAUACCACCGGUCAGGACUGGGGCAAACUGGGCUCUCGAUCUUACCGACACGCCGAACGACACGAAAUCGAAACCGAAGAGUUCCACUUUGUGUACUCUCCACAGGCAGAGCGGCCGCGAAUCUUCAACGACAUGAUCACCUUGAGGUCAGGAGACCAUAUGGUGAAACUGGCCAUGUCCCACGCCAUUGCCCAGUCCACAAAGCUGUGCAGAUUCGAGGCACGUAUGGACACCAACAUGCAUAACGUCAAGCAUGUUCCGAAGGUGCUGGCUUUGACUGGUAAGCUGGGAAUGCAGAGAGAAGACGUGUUGAAGAUGAGCGGUAAAUUGUUCCAACUCAGAGUUGAUGUCAACUUGUCUUCAAACGUCCUGGAUACUCCUGACUUCUUCUGGGAAGCCGAACCGUCUCUACAUCCUCUGUAUUCUGCCGUGAGAGAGUACCUGGAGAUCGAUCAGCGGAUUCUCGUGAUUAACGAGCGAUGCAAGGUCUUUUUGGACUUUAUCGAUAUCAUUGCUGACUCCAUUGCGGAGUUCAACAUGUCGAGAAUCACGUGGAUCAUUAUUAUUCUCAUUGUCUUGUCAUUGAUUGUAUCUGGAUUUGAGAUUGCUUUCAGAUAUAGCAUGUUGAGGAGGAGACACUAG